AUGCCUGGCACGGCUUCUCAAAGUCAACCUGCACAGUCCAAGAAGGAAGCCAAUAAGGAGAUUGUAAAAGAUGUUUUCAAGAAUAUAAGCAAGAAUAGGCGUGUUUACGGAUCUGCUAAAACAAGGAGAUGAAAAGGUAAGAGGGGACUCAGAUGGUGUAAGUUGGAAAUCUCACCAGUAACAGCUUCUACCACCCCAGUGCCAAAUAUAAUGGAGAAAACACUCAUUGUAGACAUAUCCACCAACUUCAAAACACCAGCUACCGAAGAGGCAUCGCUCAUCAAUAAGUCAUUAGUUUUAAAAGAGGAAACAACUACUGAGGAGACAAACAUCAAAAAGAUGUCAUUGAAGAAGUGCAGAAAUCAUGAGGACAUGUCUCUAUUAAAGCAGUCACUAUCCUUGCAGGAGCAGACUGACAGUGAUGAUGAAUUUGUUAUAGAGACAGUGACUUUGGGGAAGAAGCAUAAAGUUGAAGAGACUGUCAUCAGUGAGAAGACAUUAUCCUUAAAGAAGAAGACAUGCACACAUCAGGGGAAGAAGUAUUGUUGGGAGGAGUUGUGGACUUCCCAGGACAACAAUGAUGAUGACAAAGUUUUUGAUAUGGAGCCAAUAAGUUUUUGGAAGAAACCUAAAACUGAGAAGUCAUCUCCCACUAAGAAGCAAUUAACCCUAAAGAAGCAGCAGCGUGCCACAAAGGGGAGGAUCUCCAAUGUGAUGAAGCCACUAGUUUUGCAGAAGGUCACCUCUGAAGAGAAGUCACUCUCUAAGGAACCACUGUCCUUUAAGAGAAAGUCUGCUUCUGAGAAGGUGUCCGUUUUUUGGAAGCCAUCUGCACUGCAAGAAAAGCUUGCCACUGAACGAGAGGUGUCCAUCUCGAAGACAUCAUUGACCUUGUGGGAGAAGAUAGACUUGGAAGAAGAGUCCUUCUUCAAGGAGUCAUCAGCUUUUAAGGAGAAGCCUACCACUGAGGAGACUUUUUCAAACAGGAAAUGCAUUACUCAAGGGAAGAUAUCAUAUUUGAAGAAACCAUUAGUACUGCAGAAGGUCACCUCUGGAGAGAAGUCACUCAUCACAAAGCCAUCACCCUUUAGAAAGAUGCCUACCACUGAACAGGAGUCUCUCUCCUGGGAGUCAUCUAUGUUGCAGGAGAAGCACAUGACUCAAGAGACAGUAACCUUGGGGAGGAAAUCACUCACUAAGGAGCCGUUGACUCCCCAAAAGUCUCCCACUAAGGAGGAACCACUUCUUGAGGAAGCUGUGGGUUUUCCAAAGGAACAUACCAUUGAGAAAGCCACCCUUUCCAAAAAUCCUUUGUCUUUAAAGAAGCAGCAGCCCACCACUCAAGGGACAGUGUCCCACAUGAAGAAGCCGCUAGUAUUGCAAAUGGUUACUUCUGAAGAGAAGUCUCUGGUUAAGGAGCCAUUGUCCUUUAAAGAAGAAAAUGUGUCUUUAGAGAAAAAAAAGGGUACUACUUACUCAAUGCCCUUCUGGAAAGAACUGUCAGACUGGCAGGAUAUAAUUGAUAAAGAAAAUAAUUCCAUCUAUGUGAAGCCAGUGUCACUUAGGAAGAAGCCUACAACUGAAGAGACAGUCCUUUCUAAGAUACCAUUGUCUUUAAAAAAGAAGGAAAUCACUUAUGGGAAGGUGUUCCUGGUAAAGAAUCCAUUGGUCUUGCAGAAGACCACAUCUGAAAAGUCAUCACUCUAUAAGAAGCUAUUUCCUUUAAAGAAGAAGCCUACAACUGAAGAGAAAUUCUCCCAGGAACCAUCUUCACUGAAAAAGAAGCAUACCAACCAGCAGGAGGUGUCCCUCUUAAAGCAACCAUCAUUCUUUCAGGAGAUCACCACUGAAGAAAAAUCAGAUAGUAAGGAUCCAGCAACUUUGAAGGAGAAGCUUAUCACUGAGAAGAAAUUCCUCUUUCAGGAGCCACAUUCUUUGCAUUUUAAGCCUACCAAUGAAGAUGAGUCCCUUUUUCAGAAAGCUUUGGUCUUGCAAGAGAAGACUAGUACCAAAGAAGACUCCCCAGAGAAGCUGUUGGCUUUGCAGGAAAAAAGCAUCAGUGAAGAGACGUCCCUUUUCAGUAAGCUCUCCAAUUUGGAGAAAGAGCCCUCCACUGAGGAAGCACCAAGCAUAGAGGGGCAAUUAUCUUUAAUGAAGCUUGAUGCUCAGGGGCAGUUGGCUUUGCAUGAGAACAUUACUAGUGAUGAGAAGUUCGUUAUUAAUCAGCCAAUGAUCUUGCAGGAGUUUCUGAACAUAGAGAAAGAGAUCCUCUUGGAGGAGCCCUUGGUCAUACAGGAGAAUCCCAGCAUUGAGAAGGAGACUGUACUCAAGAAGCCAUUGAUCUUGCAGAGGAAUUCCACCAUUAAGAAGCAGUAUACCAUGGACACAGGAGCUCACUUCAAGGAAGAUUUGGCUUUCCACGAGAAACCCAGCAUCGAGGAGCAACAGAAACCCACAGUUGGUGGGGGAGGCCUCUUCAUGGAACCAUUGGCCUCGCAGGAGAAUCCCAGUGCUGAGAUGGAGGCUACCCUGAAAGAGCUCUGGGCCUUGCAGGAGAAGUUCAACAUUCAGAAGGUGACCAUACCUGAAGAGCCAUUAGUCAUUCAGGAGAAGUCCAAUGUGGAGAAGGAGCCAUUAGCCAUGAAGGAGAAAACUACCACAAAGGAGAUAUUCCUUUUCAAGGAGAUAUUAGACUUGGACGAGAAACCCAUCACUGGGAAGGAGUUCUCCUUUAAAGAUCCUUUGGCUUUGGAGGAAAAUCCUACUCACAAGGAAGACACUUUUUCCAAAACAUUCUUGACCUUUGAUAUUAAGAACGACCCACGUGUAUCCAGCACUACCCUUGAAACCAGUACAGACAAAUCCAGUGCUGCCAACAUGUGCAAUGCACAGUACAGUACCACCAGCCAGUCCAGUGAAUGUGAACCUGAUUCCAAAGGACCUUUUUCAUCUCAGAGUGAGAGCAUAGAAAAGGAGAUGACCAUACCAGAAGAUAUUGACAAGGACCACAGCGAUCCAUGUUUCAAUUCAAUAUAUGCCAAGGAUAUCUUCAGUUACUUGAAAAAUAGAGAGGAAAACUUCAUACUUAAUAAAUACAUGGACAAACAGACUGACAUCAACAGUGAUAUGAGGGCCAUUCUUGUCGACUGGUUGGUGGAGGUACAGAUGACCUUUGAGGUUUGUCAUGAGACCUUGUACUUGGCAGUAAAGCUGGUGGAUCACUACCUGAUGAAGGUAGUAUGCCAGAAAGACAAGCUACAACUCCUUGGUUCAACUGCCUUUCUGAUUGCAGCAAAAUUUGAGGAACCCAGCCCUCCUUGUGUGGAUGACUUCCUGUACAUCUGUGAUGAUAUUUACAAGCGAGAUGAACUGCUUGCCAUGGAAAUCAGUAUCCUGCAAGCCCUCAACUUUGACAUCAACAUUCCCAUUGCCUAUCAUUUUCUGCGUAGAUAUGCUAGGUGUGUCCAUGCCAGCAUGAAGACACUGACCUUGUCUCGCUUCAUCUGUGAGAUGACCCUGCAGGAAUAUGACUAUGUCCAAGAGAGAGCUUCCAAACUAGCAGCUGGCUCCUUCCUCCUGGCCCUCUACAUGAAGAAGCUUGAACACUGUGUUCCUAUCUUGGAGUAUUACAGUGGCUACAAGUCCUCUGAGCUCCACCCCCUGGUUAGGCGGCUGAACUUCAUGCUGACUUUCAGUUCUUACAAUAGGCUCAAGACUGUGUAUUCCAAGUAUUCUCACCAGAUCUUCUUUGAAGUCGCCAAAAUCCCACCCUUGGACACGUCAAAGCUGGAGGAGAUUUUGGGCUCUUAA
Molecule: messenger RNA, 3810 nt
Organism: Urocitellus parryii (Arctic ground squirrel)
Lineage: Eukaryota; Metazoa; Chordata; Mammalia; Rodentia; Sciuridae
Source: RefSeq, a predicted model, not a curated record